GUAAAUACGGUAACACAGAGCGUUUCCUCCAUGCGUGUGUUUGAGUCAAAGUAAUGUGAUUACAUUAUUAUCGCUGUUUAUCAGGAGGAAUUUAAAUUAAUUCUAAUAACGUUUAUUGACAUAUGGGCGAAAUAUCGUCACCGUGUUUUUGUGACUGACGCGCACAAAUAACUAAAUAACGUUUCCGGUCGUUUUUUAAAAUUCAUUGGUGGGAACUUCUGCAGAGAAGGGUGGUUGGUGGCUUCAACGCUGAGCGGCCAUGGAGUGUUUGGAGGAGAAACUCAAAGGUCUGUCCGUCGCCCGGCGCUCUCGUCCGGAGGAACCCACCUACCUGCUGCACGUCGCCCUGCAGCCCACUGGCCUGCUGGCGGUCGGCUGCUCCGACUUCUCCGUCCACCUGCACAACAGGGACACGCUCCACCUGGUGGGGGAGUACCGGGGACACGCCGGGCCGCUCUGCGGGGUCACCUCCGCCCACGGUUCCCCCGACCUCCUCUACUCCGCCUCCGCGGACGGGACAGUGCGAGGGUGGGACGUGCGCCGCCCCGGGACGGACGCGGUGCAGGUGUUCAAAAGCGACCCGUCACACAGCUACUGCAGCUUCGACCUGAGCUGCAGCGACGCGCUCCUAUGCGCAGGCACCGAGCAGGUGAACGGCGAGGACAGCUUCCUGGUUUUCUGGGACGCCCGGAAACCAGGCGGCGGGCUUCUGGGCGUGUACUCUGAGUCACACAGUGAUGACAUCACACAGGUGUGCUUCCACCCCCGAGACAAAGACCGCCUGGCUUCCGGCUCCACGGACGGCCUGGUCAACGUGUUCGACCUGAGCCGGGGAGCAGAGGAGGAGGCGCUGCUGGCCACCUGCAACAGCGACUCGUCCACCGGCUCUGUCUGCUGGUCUGGGGCGGACUACACCCAGCUGCUGUGCCUCAGCCACGACGAGGGGCUACACCUGUGGGAUCUGGGCCAGCUGGACACAGAGGAGCCCCUCACCGUCUUCAGCACCGCUGACGCCCGCAGCCUGACCCCGCUGGCGGACGGCGGUGGAGUGGACUACCUGGUCGGGGGCAAGUGGCUGGAAGAGGCGCGCACGCUGCUGGUGGUCGGAGGGAAGAGCAGCGGGGACCUCCACCUGAUGGGGUGCGACGCCGGGGGGCUACGAGUGCUGAGGAGUCUGGAGGGAGGCCACGCCUCCACGGUGCGCUGCUUCCUGUGGGACGCGGCGGUGGAGGCGCUGGUCACAGGGGGAGAGGACGCUCAGCUGUUGCUGUGGAAACCGGGAGGGGUGGAACUCACCACGGGCAAAAAAGAGUCAAUGAAGAGCGACUCGGCGUUGAGACUCAAAUCCAGACCGCAUCAGAAACACAAGUACCAGAAGGAGAAGAAGGUGAAGACCUGAAUGGAACACGGGACAUUUCAACAAGUCUGGAAAUCAUGAGACAGUUCUGAGUGUGUCGCGCUGCUGAAGUGACUCAGUGUGAAGACUUAAGUCUGCUUCAUGUUUAAAAUGGACACUAAUUUUCCCACAAUGCAAUGCACGGAGGAGGAACAGCAGGGUCAGGAUCACGGAUAUUAAAUAGGAAUUAGAAUUUCCAGAAGAAAAAAGACUAUAAUCAAUAAUCUCCACUCCACCAUUAUUCUGAAUAAUUAAAUAUUUACCAUUAAACUAAUAAUUAUAUAUAAAUAGAAAACACAUUAUUUAUUACCAAUGAAAACAAGAGAAAAUAUAUAUUUUUUUAAGACAAGAUUUUUUGAUUUAAUGACUUUUUAAAAAUCCAAAUUCAAAACCCCCUAAUAUCAAUACUGAUAUUGAUCCUUUUUUAUUGUUAACAGCAGCUGAUGAUGUUUCAGAAACAUGUCAUGAUUUAUGAUGUGACUAUUUUUUAACAAUCUUAAUUAAUAUAGCAGGUUUUUAAUGAUGCGCACACACACACACACACACACACACACACAUCCAUCAAUCAAUCAAUCAGGAGAACGAAGAGGAGUGUUUGUGGGAUGUGAUGUGAUGUGUCAUGGUUUUGAUAUUGAUCCUCCUCCUGGUGGCCGAUGAUAAUCCAGGCUGUAAAACACUCUUGUGCUGACGCUGAACUUUUUUCAUAUCCCUGUUUAUUGAUCUGCUCCUGCCCUACUACAUGGUUUUAAUUCUUACAUCAUGUCAGACUGACAGAUUGAACUGUUGAUUACAAACUGUGACCGGCUGGUGUGACGUCGCUGUUUGUCCGACGCCUUGCAUUGAAAUUAUGUUCGAAUAUGAAUUCAACACUUGAAAACUAAUAACUGAUUUUCACUUUAGGUUUUUCGGUGUAAAAAAUAUUUGGUGUAAAAAAAUUCUGUGUAAAAGAAAUUCAACAUAAAAUAAAUUGACGUAAAAAAGUUACGCGUAAAAGCAAUCGAUUAUAUGUGUAACAAUAUGUAGUUACCGGAAAAGUCAAGUGUAGUCGAACUUCUUGUCACGAAUAUUUAAUAUCCAGUGAAUCUUUAUGACUCAAGCUAAAUGUGGCUUCUGUCAGUGAAACAGCAAAGUGGCCACUUUUUAAUAUCUCCGAGGGAAACGGAUGAAUUCUUUUACAGCUGGGGGGAAAAAAAUUAUAAUCAAAGAUUUUUAAAAAUCACAGCAAAAAAAAGGAAGUAAAAAACGUGGCUUUCUAUGAAAACAGAGAAAUGUGAAUGAAUAUAUUCAGACGGUUCUAUUUUAUUUGUCGUAUAAAACUGUGACAAGAUUUCUAAGGUUUUCAUUUUUAAAUUAAAGUUUCUACAUGUUUGCCAAAAAUCAUCAUAGUAUUAUUAUUAUUAUUAUGAUGUGAUGAUGUUAGUAAUAUUUUUCCUUUUAAAGCUGAAUGGACUCAUUCCUUCCUAGAGCAGCUCUGAAAUGGCAACGAUUGGAAAAACAUGACGGACAGGGAGAGUGUGUGUGUGUGUGUGUGUGUGUGUGUGUGUGUGCGUCCGUGCGUGCUUAUGUUGAAGCAAACUCAAAAACAUAUUAAAAGACAUCCAAGACUCUCAUUGAUGCUUCUUGGUGAUUUAAGUGCAUAAUAUAUAAUUACAAAUUAGCGUAACAGUUUUCCCUUUUUCCUCCGACAGCGACGGACAUUAAAAUGUGGCGGAAAACGAAAGAAGUGAGGAAACUUACACUGUAUGUUGACGUCAUAAAGAUGUUGUGUUUAUUUGUUU
Messenger RNA from Scophthalmus maximus (turbot), 3174 nucleotides. It is a transcript of the gene wdr89, whose product is annotated as WD repeat domain 89. Lineage: Eukaryota; Metazoa; Chordata; Actinopteri; Pleuronectiformes; Scophthalmidae. The transcript has 2 exons. Bases 260 to 1399 code for a protein of 379 amino acids. Gene Ontology annotation, molecular function: protein binding. The record is from RefSeq and is a predicted model, not a curated record.